This is a messenger RNA of Trichomonas vaginalis G3, 1299 nucleotides long. RefSeq names its product biological adhesion protein. The record is from RefSeq and is a predicted model, not a curated record. The transcript has a single exon. The coding region runs from base 1 to 1299 and encodes 432 amino acids. NCBI's taxonomy places the organism in Eukaryota, Parabasalia, Trichomonadida, Trichomonadidae.
AUGAGUGGAGAGAUUGUCUACGUGAUCCUUAUGAUCAUAGACUUCUUCCUUUUGCUUAUGGCUUUCAAGAAUCAUGUAGAGCCAAAGCCAGAAGAGAAUAAAGAAGAGGAAGAGAAGAAAGAAGAAAAUAAGGAAGAAAAUGCCAACGAAGAAGAGGAUGACGGAAUAGUUGUUACACGUGAUAUUGACUUACCAGUUGAAGAGGAAGCCGCCGAAAAGAAGGACGGAGAAGGAACAGAAGGUGCUAAUCCAGAAGAUAAGCAGGCCGCUGCUGCCAAUUCAGAAGAAGUUGAGAAGCUUAAGCAUGAAUUAGAUGAAGCUAAGUCCGCUAAUGAGAAGUUACAAGAGCAAAUCGACGAGCUUAACAGAAAGAUGGCAAUGAUGAACCAGUAUCUUUCCGAAGAGCAGAAGAACAGAAUUGAAGCAGAAGAAAAGGCUGAAGCAGAAUGUUUGGAGAGAGAACGCCUUGCAGCAAGCAAAGAUCGUGAAAUUAGUGAAUUAGAACAGCGCGCAGAAGCAGAAAAGAAGGCAUUAGCAGAGAAGUAUGAAGCAGAGAAGGCCGCAUGGACAAGCCAAGUUAAGGAAACAUCACAAACAAUUACAGAUCUUUCAUUUGGUAAGAUUCGUACUAUUAACCAUCUUGAUUUAGACCAGUUGAUCUCUGUCCACGGUAAAUCACGUCCAAUCGCUGUAUAUGUUCCAUGCAAAUCAUCAGAACUUACACAUAGUGGUGCAUUUAUCUAUGAUACUCACAAAUUACCUGAUAAUUCAUUGUAUCUCUUCGUUGGUAAGGACUGCCCACCAGCAUUAGAGGCUCAAGGCGAGAAAUUGUUACAAGCAUAUUCAGAUGAAUACCAAACAGUUUCGAUUGUCCAUGUUAAGCGCACAUUAGAAGGUCCAGAGUUCAACAAGAUGAUCAAGACCAUUGGUGGUCAUAUUGAUCAGAUUCAGUCCACUGAAAAAGCUGGAGAUGAACUUUUCUUCGAAAACAACUUCUUCAAGGUCAAAUUCCACGUUGUUUGCUUCGUUGAAGGAAAGACAUUGACACCAGCAGUUUCCAAAUCAAUUACAGUCGAUGUUCUCCCAGAGAAGGGAGCUGCAAUCAUCGAUUGCUCUGAUAAAUCUCUCUACCUUUACAUGUCAUCUGUCAUGCCAACAGAUCCUGUGGAGAAAGGUGACCAGGAAAACGCUAUCAAGUUCAUGACAUCUCAGCCAGAAUACAGCAACAGAGAUGUCACAAUCUUCAACCAUAACUGUAUCCCAGCAAACCUCAAAAUCCUUUUGGGUCUCGUUAACUAA